Molecule: messenger RNA, 1417 nt
Organism: Gossypium raimondii (Peruvian cotton)
Lineage: Eukaryota; Viridiplantae; Streptophyta; Magnoliopsida; Malvales; Malvaceae
Product: patatin-like protein 1
Exons: 7
Coding region: 40-1239 (399 amino acids)
Biological process (GO): lipid metabolic process
Molecular function (GO): glycerophospholipase activity; monoacylglycerol lipase activity
Source: RefSeq, a predicted model, not a curated record
UUCAGUAAAUAUCUAUCAUUUAAGUUUUCCAACUUCAAAAUGGAUGCAAGAUUAUCGUCCGUACAAAUCCAACCACCAAAAUAUGGAAACCUUAUCACUGUUCUCAGCAUCGAUGGAGGGGGAAUUAGAGGAAUCAUUCCUGGUGUUAUUCUCGCUGCACUUGAAUCUGAACUUCAGAAACUGGAUGGUGAGGAUGUUAGGCUUGCGGAUUACUUCGACGUCAUGGCAGGAACAAGCACCGGUGGUCUUAUAACAGCCAUGUUAGCUGCCCCAGAUGAAAGUGGUCGUCCUCUUUUUGCUGCUAAAGAUAUAGUGCCUUUUUACGUUAAAAAUGGCCCUCAAAUUUUCCCACAGCCGAGAUGCAGUGGGAUCCUGGCAUGGGCUUCGACGAUAACGAAAGCACUAACGGGACCCAGAUACGAUGGGAAGUAUCUUUACAAGCUGAUUAGAGACUUAUUAGGGAACACUAAAUUGCAUCAAACCUUGACCAGUAUUGCCAUUCCUACUUUCGACAUCAAGAAACUUCAGCCUACUAUCUUCUCCACCUAUCAGAUUCCUCAAAGACCAGAGAUUGACGCCCUGUUAUCAGACAUCUGCAUAUCCACGUCUGCAGCGCCAACCUAUUUCCCAUCUUAUUAUUUCAAGAACAACGAUGAAGAAUUCAACCUUAUCGACGGCGGCAUCGCAGCCAACAAUCCCACAUUGGUUGCCAUACGAGAAGUGACGAAAGAGUUAAUGAAAGAGAACCCAGAUUUUGCAGCGAUGGACCCCUUGGAUUAUGGACGCUAUCUUGUGAUCUCGCUAGGAGCAGGAUCCAACAGGCACGAAAAGAAAUACGAUGCCAAAACGGCGUCCAAAUGGGGUCUGAUAAGCUGGUUAUUUGAAAAUAAUGCUAGUCCCAUACUGGAUUUUUAUGGCGAAGCUAGCAAGGAUAUGAUUGACUACCAUAACUCUGUUAUUUUCCGGGCCCUUCAUUCUGAGGACAUGUAUCUUCGUAUCGAUGAUGACACGCUAACUGGGGAUAUGGCCUCCGUCGAUAUAUCUACAAAGGAGAAUCUGGACAGCCUUGUCGAUAAAGGACACAAGUUGCUCACUAAAACUGUUUCACGCAUCAAUCUCGACACCGGCUUUUACGAACCAGUAGAAAAUGGCGGCUCCAAUGCAGAAGCACUGCAAAGGUUCGCAAAACUACUGUCGGAUGAAAACAAACUGAGGUGCUCCAAUUGCAAAUCACCGUAGGCCAACUAUUAUCUUACGAUAUGUUUCAUUAUCAUUUAAUUUAUGAUUCAAUUAAAGUUUAAUUGUUUCUGCUGAUGUAUUUAAAAUUAACAUACAAUAAAUAAUAAAAUGUACAGUUUGAAACAAUUAAUAAUAAUAAGUGAAAAAUGUAUAUAUAUAUAUAUAUAUAUAUAUUAAA